Molecule: messenger RNA, 2538 nt
Organism: Acipenser ruthenus (sterlet)
Lineage: Eukaryota; Metazoa; Chordata; Actinopteri; Acipenseriformes; Acipenseridae
Product: lumican-like
Exons: 3
Coding region: 214-1236 (340 amino acids)
Molecular function (GO): protein binding
Source: RefSeq, a predicted model, not a curated record
UUUAUAGCAGCGUGACUACAUUUGGUUGCUGUGUUUUGUCAGCUCUGGACUGCAGAGGUCUGGCAAAGGCUGUUUGCUUUCUCCUGAGCCCUUUUUCAGACCAAGCUCUACCUAAGUUGCUUCUAACUUUGCUGCUGUUGCUGAGGUUGAUCUAGGAAUUGGUCAAUCCAACAAGGUGUCAAGAAAAGAGAAGACUCAACUGGCGCCUUCAAGAUGAGUCUUAUUUGUCUCCCACUUUUCGCUGCUCUACUCUGUGGUGUCUUAUGCCAGUAUGAUGAUUACUAUGAACCUGCAUCUCAACUGGGACCCUCAGGACCUAAUUGUCCAGAAGAGUGUGAAUGUCCAAUAAGUUUCCCAAGUGCCAUGUACUGUGACAACCGCAAACUAAAGUACAUCCCAAUAGUGCCUUCAGGAAUCAAGUACCUUUACCUGCAAAGAAACCAGAUAGAUUCCAUCAAAAACGGCGUCUUUGACAAUGCCACAGAUCUCUCUUGGCUUAUCUUGGAUGAAAACGAAAUUGUCAAUAGCAACAUAGGAAAAAAUACCUUUUCUAAGCUGAAAAAGCUGGAAAGACUGUACAUGAGUAAGAACAAACUUACAGAGCCUGUUGGACCUCUCCCCAAUACCCUACAGGAGCUUAAACUUGCAAAGAACCAAAUCUCAAAGUUUCCAUCCAGCCUUUUGAAAGGACUCCAAAACCUCACUGUUAUUCAACUUCAAGAAAAUGAGUUGCAGGAUGAUGCUCUUGCUGGAGUGUUUCAGGGGCUCAACUCCCUGACGUACCUUGACUUAAGCACCAAUAAAAUAAAAAGAAUGCCUCAGGAUCUUCCAAGCACUCUGGAGAUGUUAUAUGCUGAUCACAAUGACAUCUCCAAACUUCCAGACAACUACUUACAAAAACUCCCUAAGCUGCAGUACCUGAGAAUCUCACACAAUCAGUUGGUGGAUUCUGGCAUUCCCGCUGAGUUCUUCAAUGUCACUUCUCUUAUUGAGCUGGACCUGUCUUUCAACAAGAUGCAGUCCAUCCCAGUCGUUAACGAGAACUUAGAGAACCUCUACUUACAGGUCAACGAAAUCAACAAGUUUGAUCUGGCUAGCUUCUGCAAGAUCACUGGCCCACUGAACUACUCCAGAUUGAGACACCUGAGACUGGAUGGGAACAAAAUCACUCACAAUGACUUGCCGGUGGAUAUGUCAAACUGCCUCCGCCAAGCCAGUGAAGUCAUCUAUGAGUAAAGGCAUGGUCUAGUGUUAAACUAGGGGUCCUGGUCUGUUUUCAAUCGUUCCAGUAGAUCAGGGAGCUUCUGCUCUGUUAACCUCAGCAUGUUUCAAGAUUUUUCUAUUGUUAAGAGUAGCAUGUUAUUUAAAGGCAUCUAACUACCUGAACAAAACCAACAACAGAUGUUUAGUACUUUGAUGUGCAUGAAACUAUUCAGAAAAAAAGAUAAGAAUCCAUAGGUAAUGUGUGCUAGAAAUGUACUCUGAAUAUACUAUUGAAUAUUGAUAUCAUAUCAGUACACUAUACAGUAUGUGUUCUUAAGGAAAGAACACUUUUAUGUACAUGAGAGCAAUGUACCACCAAAUAUGUUAUGACUGUGGUUCUGUAGCAGAAUAUACACUGUUAAAAACAUUAAAAAGUCAAACUUACUCUGACCAAGCAAGAAAUUUCUUUCUCAUAUUAAAAUAUACUCGUUUGGCAUCUAAAUAAGAAUACUUUUCUUACGUUUUCUCAAAUCUUUAAAACAGUGCGUUAAGUUAAGCUAAUGGGUAACUGAUUUGUUUCAGGACCACAUCUUGCAAACCACAACUCACUGUAGCUAUGCUAGGUUAAAGGGUACAUUUACCUUUGUGUGUGAAGUUGUUGUGGUGGUUUCUGACUUUCCUGUUUGCUUUUAAUAUGUUGUUAUAUCAUCAUCUAGCAAUGAAUGACAAAUGCAAAACAUAAUUACAUUUGCGGAAUACGGAAUGUGGUCUGGAAACUCUCUAAUACAUAACAUACAAGAUUUCUGUCAGUUACAUGACAUGCAUAGUGUCACUAAAUGUCAGCAAGGAGAUAAUCUAGGAAGAUAUUGCUAGAUUACAUUUGAUAAUUAUGGUAAUCAAUAUUUAAGCAGCUACUGCUUAAGAUGAGUGAAAACUGGACUAAAGUUUAUUUAGUUUAUUCAGAUUAAUGAUUCAUGAGCGUUGACAUUGCUAUAAAAAGUAACCUACAACCAAGUCUAUCAAUACUAUCCAAAGAAAAUCACCUUCAAAGUGAUACAAUAAUGCUUCUAAGUAAAUGUAGUGAAUAUUAAGUGUUUAUCACAAUGAAUGUUUUUUGUAACCUGGGCUAAAAAAAGCUGCACUGAAUAAACAUGAUGUGUAAAAUUAUUCAGUCAUUAAUUUACUCAUUUAUUAUUUUAUUUUUUACAUUUUAAAUCAUAGUCUAAAUAAACAGACUUUGACAUUCAUCUUAUGCCAUGUAAACCUAUAUGCAACAUUGUCAAUUACUUGCAUGCAUUUUAUAGUUGUAAAAUCAAAUAAAACAUAGCAAUUCAA